AUGAAUGCAGGCUCAAAAAAUCGAAAUUUCAAGGUGCAUAUGAAGGAUGGUGAAUUCUACAUUGGAUUGAAGGUCUUCACCAGUUUGGAGGCCUUGAUAGAGAACUAUCGAAGGCAUCCGAUUUUCAAGAAUGAACACGAGAAACACUUCCUUACCCAACCCUUCCAACAUCCUGAGUGUGGUGCUUUCCUUCCGACUGCAGUCGACAAACUACUACGCUCAUGA
Rodentolepis nana is the source of this 225-nucleotide messenger RNA. Lineage: Eukaryota; Metazoa; Platyhelminthes; Cestoda; Cyclophyllidea; Hymenolepididae. The record is from the annotation of a GenBank genome assembly.